AUUUAAUUUAUGAUUCUCUACUAACUUAAGCUCAUAUUUUUGAAACAGUAGUGGAAGUAUGUGAAAUCCAUUUGUAGUUAGAACUAAAGAAAUCUGGAAAAGACAAAAGCAACCCUCCCUUCCCCGACACAUCGCAUCGGUUCUCCACAGCUGUCUACAACUCUCCCCGUCGGAAAUUAAAUCACACCCACACUUAACAACGCCAUUUUCAUCAGAGAAAUCUAAAUAUCUCGCCCCCCCACCCCAAUUCCUAGGGUUCUCUCUCAACUCCUUGCUUUCCAAUUACGUAUUGUUAGUGAUUUGAAGCUAGUCCGGAUCGGGUAACGAACCGGAAGAUGAUAGACAAUUGCUUGGGAGCUCAAAGAUCUAGAAAGAUCCAGAGAGCUCUCCGUCAUUGCAAGGUCACCAUCCUCUGCCUCGUCCUCACCCUCGUCGUCCUACGUGGCACUAUCGGAGCCGGUAAAUUCGGGACUCCGGGCCAGGACCUCGCCGAGAUCCGCGACCACCUCUAUUCCCGGAAACGUGGCGAGCCGCAUCGCGUCCUCGAAGAAGUCCAAACGAUUUCCUUAGAUAAACACGACGGCGCCGACACCAACGCCGGCACCAAUAACUACAACGAGUUCGACAUAAAUAAGGUCUUAAUUGAUGAGGAACCAGACGUCCCGAAACGCGAUCCCAACGCGCCCUAUUCGCUCGGGCCCAGAAUCUCCGAUUGGGACGAGCAACGCUCUAGAUGGCUUCAAGAAAACCCUAAUUACCCGAAUUUCAUCGGUCCAAACAAGCCGAGGGUUCUCUUAGUCACUGGUUCAUCUCCCAAACCUUGUGAGAACCCUGUCGGUGAUCAUUACUUAUUGAAAUCGAUCAAGAACAAGAUCGAUUAUUGUAGAUUACACGGGAUCGAGAUAUUUUACAACAUGGCGCUGUUGGAUGCUGAAAUGGCAGGGUUUUGGGCGAAAUUACCGUUGAUUCGAAAGCUUUUGCUCUCGCAUCCGGAGGUGGAAUUCUUGUGGUGGAUGGAUAGUGACGCCAUGUUUACUGAUAUGGCAUUUGAGGUUCCUUGGGAAAGGUAUAAAGACUCCAACUUUGUUAUGCACGGUUGGAAUGAAAUGGUUUAUGAUCAGAAGAAUUGGAUUGGGCUAAACACUGGGAGUUUUUUGUUGAGGAAUGGGCAAUGGGCACUUGACAUUCUUGAUGCUUGGGCUCCAAUGGGUCCUAAAGGCAAGAUUAGGGAAGAAGCAGGGAAGGUUUUGACCCGGGAGCUUAAGAAUAGACCCGUUUUCGAAGCCGAUGAUCAGUCUGCAAUGGUGUAUUUGUUGGCUACUCAAAGGGAGAAGUGGGGUGAUAAGGUUUACUUAGAGAAUUCUUAUUAUUUGCACGGUUAUUGGGGGAUCUUGGUUGAUAGAUAUGAGGAAAUGAUUGAGAAUUAUCACCCAGGUUUAGGGGAUCAUCGUUGGCCGUUGGUGACCCACUUUGUGGGGUGCAAACCUUGUGGUAAGUUUGGGGAUUACUCGGUGGAGAGGUGCUUGAAGCAGAUGGAUAGAGCAUUCAAUUUUGGGGAUAAUCAGAUUCUUCAGAUUUAUGGGUUCACUCACAAGUCAUUGGCUAGUAGAAGGGUUAAGAGAGUACGAAAUGAGACGGGUAAUCCGCUUGAGGUGAAAGAUGAGCUUGGACUGCUUCAUCCGGCUUUUAAAGCCGUUAAGGUAAGGGCGUUCAGAGAUGAAUCAUGAAAUUUGGGGACUCAAAAUAUAAUUUUACCAAUUAUAUUAAUUUGUAAUUUCGUAAAUUUGUAAAGGAUUAAAAAAUAUAUUUACCAUUUUGGGGGCAAGGUUACAACCUUCCCCUGUAUCUAUGCGUUGGUUUCAGGGUGUUGCAGUAAGUCCAUCGCCAAAAAGAGCGAGGGACUCAACCCAAACUCUUAUCCAUCAUGUUUUUGCUUUACCCUAAUGCUUGCUCCUCAAGGUUAUCGACAUAAAUCUCCCUCUCUUUGCUUUCAUGUUGAUCUAUGUGUAGAAGGGGGAAUUGCUCGUCGCCUUCCUAGGUUAGGAUUAAGGUUUUUAGUAUCUUUUAUGUUCGUUUUUAUAGUUUAUGUUUGAGGUUUAUGAUUAUAUUUUUUAUAAUGUUGUUUCCAAUAUUUCAACAA
This is a messenger RNA of Gossypium arboreum, 2140 nucleotides long. RefSeq names its product xyloglucan 6-xylosyltransferase 2-like. Gene Ontology annotation, molecular function: xyloglucan 6-xylosyltransferase activity; UDP-xylosyltransferase activity; hexosyltransferase activity. The transcript has 2 exons. Lineage: Eukaryota; Viridiplantae; Streptophyta; Magnoliopsida; Malvales; Malvaceae. Gene Ontology annotation, biological process: xyloglucan biosynthetic process. The coding region runs from base 336 to 1727 and encodes 463 amino acids. Gene Ontology annotation, cellular component: membrane; endosome; trans-Golgi network. The record is from RefSeq and is a predicted model, not a curated record.